CCACCUGAAAGCAUUUAUGGAACCUCAGCCUUCCUGUUAACUUCUCUGUGACCAUUUGACCAUGGUUUCUGUUUCUCCUUCUAGGGAUCAGCUGAGGCUCUGCAAAAUGCCUUUAUCCUUGCGCCAUGUUAUGGGCUGUGCUGUACCUGCAGCGGUGGGACUUCUUGGCUGCUGGUGGAUCUACUCCCGCAUAAAGAAGCGUAGAGUCUGUCCUGAGCAAAGAGCAACAGGCCCUAGGACAGAGCAGCAGGAGGAAGUUGCAGGGGAGGAAUCAUCACCGGAACCAGCAGCAGGGGUUCCUCAAAGGCUGCCUCGUCUGUUGGAAGAGGAAAGGCCAGAGACUGAAAACGCUGGAGGAUUUUCCGCACCCUGCCAGCCUCAGGCAGCCGUGGCACCCAGGGCCUUGCAGCUCGCAGCAGCAGAGGACUCAGCAUCGGGCACCGAUGGAGCCAGCGGGGAGAGAAGCUCUGCUGUGAGGGAUGGCGGCAGGAGCCAGCGGCCCCAGGCAGGGCCGGUGGAGGCAGCAGAAGGCUCCCAGUGCCCCAUCUGCCUGCAAGGGGUUACAAAUGCCACCUACGUGGCCUACUGCCUGCACAGCUUCUGCUUUGGGUGUAUCCAGCGUUGGGCCACGAUGAGGAACACCUGCCCCGUCUGCCGGCAGCCGUUGGAGCGCCUGCUGAUCUCAGGGCAGGCAGAUGACAUGGAUGAGGAGCUCGUCCUUAGCCCUUCCAAUCACGUGUGCAGGUGGACGCUCAUGGGAAGGCCCUGCAGACGCUUCCCACAGCAGCGCUACUACCUGCGCAGGCGGAUCACUAGCAGAAGCCAGAGCCCAGCUGGCCGUGACGCUGCUACAGACACACUCAAUGAGUGUGUCUCAGAGCUGCUGCAGUCUCUCCGCUUCUACCUCCGUCGCCUGCAGUGAACCCCCAGCUGAUUUCCAGGCCUU
Messenger RNA from Cuculus canorus (common cuckoo), 946 nucleotides. RefSeq names its product E3 ubiquitin-protein ligase Topors-like. The record is from RefSeq and is a predicted model, not a curated record. Gene Ontology annotation, molecular function: ubiquitin protein ligase activity. Gene Ontology annotation, biological process: protein monoubiquitination; protein polyubiquitination. The transcript has 2 exons. NCBI's taxonomy places the organism in Eukaryota, Metazoa, Chordata, Aves, Cuculiformes, Cuculidae. The coding region runs from base 62 to 922 and encodes 286 amino acids.